Papilio xuthus (Asian swallowtail) is the source of this 2223-nucleotide messenger RNA. Its product is annotated as spidroin-1-like. Lineage: Eukaryota; Metazoa; Arthropoda; Insecta; Lepidoptera; Papilionidae. The record is from RefSeq and is a predicted model, not a curated record. The transcript is spliced from 3 exons. Bases 46 to 2148 code for a protein of 700 amino acids.
CAAAACUGAACAACAGCAUCAGUUCGGUUACAGCUCUCAGCUAAAAUGAGAGUAACAACCUUUGUGAUCCUGUGCUGCGCAUUGCAGCAGUAUGCAGCUGCAGAUGAAAAUGCAGUCUUAGAUGAAGAUAUAACUCGCUUUUUAGAGGGCAACAAUGACUUUCAAGAAACAACCGAAACGAAAUCCGAUGAAGUAAUAAAAAAAAAUGGCACAUUAGUCGAAAGGCAAAUAAUAAAGAAAAAAUUCGUAGAUAAAUCAGGACAUAAGCAUAACAGGUCAGGUGAAAGGAUUACUAAAACUUUUGUAAUGGAGUAUGAUGAUGAUGGCAAAGAAACUGUAUACGAGACUGAUGUUGUCGAAACCAACGUUGCGGGCUCGGAACGCGGCAGUUCAAACUCGGCAGCAUCAGCUUCGGCAGCUUCGUCAGCAUCUGGAUUUGGAAUUGAUUUAGGACGUAAUGCUGGCCUAAGUCGACCUAAUGGAUUGGGUGGUCAGACCUUGGUAAUCAACGAAGACAGAUCGGGAUCAUCGGCAUCUAGCUCAGCAGCCUCUUCUUCUGCAUCGUCAGCCUCUGGAUCCGGAAGCUCUGGAAGCGGACCGGGAUUCUAUGGAUACGGCAACAACGGUGCCGCCUCCAACGGUCGCGGAGGAAACCGCUUGAGUGACGGUAGUGCAGCAGCAGCCGCCGCAGCUGCCGCAGCUGCCGCAGCAGCAGCUGGUCGUUCUGGACAAAAUAGAAACGGUGGUCAGACCGUGGUGAUAAACGAAGGCGGAUCAGGAUCAUCUGCAUCUAGCUCAGCAGCCUCUUCUUCUGCAUCCGGAAGCUCUGGAAGCGGACCGGGAUUCUAUGGAUACGGCAACAACGGUGCCGCCUCCAAUGGUCGCGGAGGAAAUCGCUUGGAUGACGGUAGUGCAGCAGCAGCCGCCGCAGCCGCCGCAGCUGCCGCAGCAGCAGCUGGUCGUUCUGGGCAAAAUAGAAACGGUGGUCAGACCGUGGUGAUAAACGAAGGUGGAUCGGGAUCAUCAGCAUCUAGCUCAGCAGCCUCUUCUUCUGCAUCGUCAGCCUCUGGAUCCGGAAGCUCUGGAAGCGGACCGGGAUUCUAUGGAUACGGCAACAACGGUGCCGCCUCCAACGGUCGCGGUGGAAACCGCUUGAGUGACGGUAGUGCAGCAGCAGCCGCUGCAGCCGCCGCAGCUGCCUCAGCAGCAGCUGGUCGUUCUGGACAAAAUAGAAACGGUGGUCAGAACGUGGUGAUAAACGGUGGUGGAUCAGGAUCAUCUGCAUCUAGCUCAGCAGCCUCUUCUUCUGCAUCGUCAGCCUCUGGAUCCGGAAGCUCUGGAAGCGGACCGGCACUCUAUGGAUACGGCAACAACGGUGCCGCCUCCAAUGGUUUCGGAGGAUUGGGCGUGGGUGAUGGUAGUGCAGCAGCAGCCGCCGCAGCCUUAGCAGCAGCUUACAGUUCUGCAUUAAAUGAAGAAAAUGGUUACGGUGAUCAGACGAUUGUGAUCAACGAAGGCGGAUCGGGAUCAUCAGCAUCUAGCUCAGCAGCCUCUUCUUCUGCAUCGUCAGCCUCUGGAUCCGGAAGCUCUGGUAGCGGAUCGGGACUCUAUGAAUACGGCAACAACGGUGACGCCUCCGGCGGUUUCGGAGGAUACGGCGUGGGUGACGGUAGUGCAGCAACAGCCGCCGCAGCCUCAGUAGCAGCAUCAGAAGCAGCAGCUUACGGUUCUGCAAUAACUGAAGACAAUGGUUACGGUGGUCAGACCGUGGUGAUCAACGAAGGCGGAUCGGGAUCAUCAGCAUCUAGCUCAGCAGCCACUUCUUCUGCAUCGUCAGCCUCUGGAUCCGGUAGCUCUGGAAGCGGAUCGGGACUCUAUGGAUAUGGCAACAACGUUGCCGCCUCCAACGGUUUUGGAGGACUCGGCGUGGGUGAAGCUUACGCGCCUUACACUUUCCAAGGGGCUCCGUCUCCAUUGAUUAUUAUCAACGAAGGACGCUCAAGUGCAUCGUCAACUUCAACCAGCUCGUCCAGUGGAGGAGUAAUCGGAAGAGGACGUUCAGUAAUUCGUAGACCUUGUCGCCUUACUCGUAAGCAGUUUGUAGUCAAGAUUGGUCGCCGUGGCAGACCAUGCCCUACUUGUUAUUAGUAGUUUUGUAUUAAAUAAAAUUGGACACAUUCUUUAUGGAAAUCAGUAAUAUAUAUGUAUAUGAGCAUUUGAAAA